UACUUUAAAUGCUUCGACCAGGUGAAUGUCUCAGAUUUUUAUGACAUUUACGUCUUACGAUUUAAUGCAUCUCAUUGUAAAUAGGUUCUAACUUGAGUAAGAUUGAAACAGAGUCAUAUAGUCUCGAGUUUUACAGCUGUGAAGGGUUUUGUUGUCCUAAAACUCCCACCUCUUUCCUUCAGCUGAGACACACCUUCAAACAUUAUUUUUUUAUUUCAUUCAGCUUAGCUUCUUAAGGUCAACGAGAAUGGUGCUCAGAGUCUUCCUCCCGUAUGCAAACGACAAGAUUCGAUCGCAGCGGAACAGCGGAGUUUUUUGCUAAAUGUCACGAACCUUGAGCCCUGCUCGUAACCAUGUCGGAGGCUAUGGGCGCCGAAACAGAUCCACUCUUCCCAUAGAAGAAAAUCUCGAUUAUUUGAAUGAUGUUUUAGAAAGAUUUCGAAGAGACGCUUUGCGACGCAGAAGGGAAUUCAACAUAGUAGAUGAAGUCGACAGGUCUUUGCCACAACCGAUUGAAGUGGACACAGUUGAAUUUUAUUGCAAUGACAAUGCUAAGUCGCACCAUACAGAUAAUUACGAUUUACUGGAGGGAAAGGAACCAUCUCCAGUGCUUCGCAGAGGAGACUCAUUUUUCAUGGCUAUUCGUUUCAACAGGCCUUUCAAUAUUCAGACAGACAAAAUUAGACUGGAUUUCACUUUCGGUCCUAAAAAACAAAUUGGGAAAGGAACUCUUAUUUUGUUGCCUGUAACGGACAAGAAAUCUCUCACAUUGGAGCCAUCGAAAUGGGAUAUCUGCUUAGCUCGAAUUGAAAGAACUAUUGUGACUCUACAAAUUCAAAUACCAUACAUGGCAGGUGUUGGACUGUGGCGCAUGAAAAUUCAGUCGCAAGUUUCAGGCAGUGAAAAAGUGAAAAUUUAUGAAAGCAAGGAAAGCAUUUAUAUUUUGUUCAAUCCUUGGUGUAAAGAUGAUCCUGUGUACAUGGAAGACAGCAGAUCCCGACAGGAGUACGUUCUGAGCGAUGUGGGAAAAAUUUAUGUUGGAUCUUAUAACAAACCAGUCGGACGACCUUGGGUUUUUGGACAGUUUUCAGAUGCUGUAUUACCAGCUAGUGUAUUUCUUCUAGAAAGGUCAGGUUUAGACUACUCUUCAAGAGGAAACCCGGUGAAAGUUGUGCGUGCUAUAUCGGCUAUGGUUAAUAGCAAUGACGAUAACGGUGUGCUAAUUGGCAACUGGUCUGGAAACUAUGAGGAUGGCACUGCUCCAUGGAGUUGGACGGGUAGUUCUGCGAUUCUUGAACAAUAUCUGUCCAGUGGCGGGAAACCCGUGAGAUACGGACAAUGCUGGGUUUUCUCUGGAGUAUGCACAACAGUUUGCAGAGCUCUUGGUAUCCCUUGCCGAAGCGUGACGAAUUUUGUGUCUGCUCAUGAUACAGAUGAUAGUCUAACAGUAGAUAAAUAUUUUGACGCUGAUGGUAAUGAACUGGAAGAAUUCAACUUCGAUUCCAUUUGGUAAGUAUCAUUAAUGUACAAAUCAGUG
This is a messenger RNA of Stegodyphus dumicola, 1537 nucleotides long. Its product is annotated as hemocyte protein-glutamine gamma-glutamyltransferase-like. Gene Ontology annotation, molecular function: protein-glutamine gamma-glutamyltransferase activity. Lineage: Eukaryota; Metazoa; Arthropoda; Arachnida; Araneae; Eresidae. The record is from RefSeq and is a predicted model, not a curated record. Gene Ontology annotation, biological process: peptide cross-linking.